Oncorhynchus mykiss (rainbow trout) is the source of this 2638-nucleotide messenger RNA. The record is from RefSeq and is a predicted model, not a curated record. NCBI's taxonomy places the organism in Eukaryota, Metazoa, Chordata, Actinopteri, Salmoniformes, Salmonidae.
UGUACCCAGUGGCCCCGCCCCUCCCUCCUUGGCAUUAGGUAAACACUAGGCCACCUUUGGAACCUAAGCACACACUCUGCAGGCAAGUAGAGUGUGACAGCAUCACAGAUUGUCAGAGAGUGGACAGAGAGCAGAUAGACAGCCUGAGGCUCCUUGGUUUGGACAGAGAGGGGACAGACAGCCUGAGGCUCCUUGGUUUGGACAGAGAGCAGACAGACACCCUGAGGCUCCUUGGUUUGGACAGAGAGGGGACAGACAGCCUGAGGCUCCUUGGUUUGGACAGAGAGGGGACAGACAGCCUGAGGCUCCUUGGUUUGGACAGAGAGCAGACAGACACCCUGAGGCUCCUUGGUUUGGACAGAGAGGGGACAGACAGCCUGAGGCUCCUUGGUUUGGACAGCUUGCCUCACUGCUCCAGACAGGCACCACAUCUGAUUGGAUGGUUUAGUCAGAAUGACAGCCGAAGAUCCCGCCUCCUCCUCUUCAGCCAUGAGUAAUAACCCAGCGCCUUCCGGUUCCAACACCCCAGGCCCUUCCCAUCACUCCCCGCACGGACCAAUCACAGUGCCCGAGGGUGUGUCCGGGGCCCACAACGAAGCGGCCCUAGUGUCUCUGAUGGAGCGUACGGGUUACGGCAUGGUGCAGGAGAACGGUCAGAGGAAAUACGGCCCUCCGCCGGGCUGGGAAUCCGCCUCCCCGCCACGCGGCUGUGAGAUCUUCGUGGGUAAGAUCCCCCGGGACGUCUACGAAGACGAGCUGGUCCCGGUGUUCGAGUCGGCGGGUCAGAUCUACGAGAUGCGUCUGAUGAUGGACUUUGACGGUAAGAACCGCGGCUACGCCUUCGUCAUGUACACACAGAAACACCAGGCGAAACGCGCCGUGCGGGAACUCAACAACUACGAGGUGCGUCCCGGACGCCUCCUAGGGGUCUGCUGCUCUGUGGACAACUGUCGCCUCUUCAUCGGGGGCAUCCCCAAAACCAAGAAGAGAGAGGAGAUCCUGGAGGAGGUGUCCAAGGUGACGGAGGGCGUCCUGGACGUCAUAGUGUACGCCAGCGCGGCGGACAAGAUGAAGAACCGGGGCUUUGCCUUCGUGGAGUAUGAGAGUCACCGUGCCGCGGCCAUGGCGCGCAGGAAGCUGAUGCCCGGCAGGAUCCAGCUGUGGGGGCACCAGAUCGCCGUGGACUGGGCGGAGCCGGAGAUAGACGUGGACGAGGACGUCAUGGAGACCGUGAAGAUUCUAUACGUCAGGAACCUGAUGAUGGAGACCAGCGAGGACACACUGCGACAGGUGUUUGGCCAGUGGAACCAGGGCUGCGUGGAACGUGUCAAGAAGAUCCGCGACUACGCCUUCGUCCACUUCUCGUCCCGUGACGAUGCCGUGGUUGCCAUGGACCACCUGAACGGGACGGAGGUGGAGGGGUCCUGUAUCGAGGUCACCCUGGCUAAGCCUGUCGACAAGGAGCAGUACACGCGUUACCAGAAGGCAUCUAAAGGGGGCGCUACAGCGGCCGCGGCCGUGGCAGCUCCGGAACCAGUCCAGCAGAACUACGUGUACCAGUGUGACCCCUACACCCUCACCUACUAUGGGUACCCUUACAACACGCUGAUCGGACCCAACAGGGACUACUUCAUCAAAGGAGGCCCAAUGAUACAGACCAAUGCAGGUGCUGUGCGAGGUCGUGGCCGAGCGACGACAGGUAGCCGUGCCCCCGGCCCCCGGGGGUCAUACCUGGGUGGUUACUCUGCUGGGCGGGGUAUCUACAGCCGGUACCAUGAAGGCAAAGCCAAGGGCCCCGACAACAAGGCCUACGAGCUGAUACCCUCUAUGGAGCUGACUGCCUCAGUCAACCCGUUGGGCAUCAAGCCUUGCACAAUGGGCCUGCAGGCUCUAGGAGGCCAGUACCCGGUGUUCCAGGGAGCCAAGCUGAUGGAGGAAGGGAAGAUGCAUCACUCUGUGGAACACCUCAUUAACCCCCUGGCCCUGCAGCACGACCACACAGCCCAGAACACACAGACUGUUAUACCUGCUGUCUCCUCACCUCCACCCUACCAGGGUCGUCCCAUCACACCAGUGUACACCAUGACCCACAACAUGCAGCGUAUCCCCACGGCCAGUGGUCUGUACGGAGCAGGCUACAUGCCCAUCACCAACUACAACGCUGCCGCCCUGGCAGCCCUGCAGAAGAACGCAGCCGUGGCCGCUGCAGCCUACGGAGGGUACGCUGGUUACGCCGUGCCCCAGGCCUUCCCUGCCGCAGCGUUUCAGGUGCCCAUCCACGACGUCUACCAGACCUACUGACAACAGCUACCAGACCUACUGACAACAGAUACCAGACCUACUGACAACAGAUACCAGCUACCAGACCUACUGACAACAGCUACCAGACCUACUGACAACAGAUACCAGACCUACUGAUAACAGAUACCAGCUACCAGACCUACUGACAACAGCUACCAGCUACCAGACCUACUGACAACAGCUACCAGACCUACUGACAACAGCUACCAGCUACCAGCUGUCUGGUCCACAACGCCUGUUCAACCACCACUCAACGUUCAAACAACUUGUGUGUCACGACGUCAGGAACUACAAAAGACCUCAUCCCCACAUAUCACCCCCCCCCCCCCCCCCCCCC